Morus notabilis is the source of this 1664-nucleotide messenger RNA. Its product is annotated as GTPase-activating protein GYP1. The record is from RefSeq and is a predicted model, not a curated record. Gene Ontology annotation, biological process: activation of GTPase activity. Bases 114 to 1481 code for a protein of 455 amino acids. Gene Ontology annotation, molecular function: GTPase activator activity. Lineage: Eukaryota; Viridiplantae; Streptophyta; Magnoliopsida; Rosales; Moraceae. The transcript has 10 exons.
UUGAUUCUCGUUCUCGCAAAUUUCUCUUUUUUGAGAAGGCAAAGAUGAGGGAGUAGAAGGAGCAUAACAAGUAGAAAGAAAAGGAAAAAAAAAAUGGUCUUUGGUGGGCAAGCAUGAAGAACAACAGCAACCACGGCCUCAGAGGAGAAGAUCAGCCGAAGAAAGAGAGUGCUCUCUCAAGCCUUGACGCCAGAUUCAACCAAACCCUCCGAAAUGUUCAAGGGUUGCUCAAAGGCCGUACUAUUCCUGGUAAAGUGUUACUUACUAGGAGGUCAGACCCACUAGAUGAUUCAAGCUUACAAGAACACUCCCCAAGUUAUCAUAGGAGCUUCUCAUCCAAUGAUGCUGGGACAAGUGACCAUGAAGAGAAGCCAGAGGAAGCCGAGAGCACAAGCAAGCCAAAUAGCAAUGCCAAUGCGAACAAGUUGAAGUCAUUAUCUUCGAAUGCUGAGAAUACUCCCAAAGAAGUUCAAAAAUCCACCAUGGGUGCUAGAGCAACAGAUUCUGCAAGACUCAUGAAGUUCUCAAAGUUUCUGUCGGAGACAACAGUCAUAUUAGAGAAGUUGCGUGAAUUAGCUUGGAAUGGCAUACCACCGUAUAUGCGCCCUAACAUAUGGAGACUUCUCUUGGGAUAUGCACCACCUAAUUCAGAUAGAAGGGAGGGAGUUCUGAGAAGGAAGCGACUUGAGUAUCUCGAUUGUGUUUCUCAGUAUUGUGAUAUUCCAGACACCGAGCGUUCAGAUGAUGAAAUCAACAUGCUUCGCCAGAUUGCUGUUGAUUGUCCAAGAACUGUACCAGAUGUCUCUUUUUUUCAGCAAGCCCAAGUUCAGAAAUCCUUGGAGCGUGUCCUUUAUACAUGGGCUAUUCGGCAUCCCGCGAGUGGAUAUGUUCAGGGAAUAAAUGAUCUCGCCACACCGUUUCUGGUUGUUUUCUUGUCGGAAUACUUGGAAGGGAGUGCGGACAAUUGGUCAAUCUCUGAUCUAUCUCAGGAUAAAAUUUCUAAUGUAGAGGCUGAUUGCUAUUGGUGUCUAUCAAAGUUACUUGAUGGCAUGCAAGACCAUUACACUUUUGCGCAGCCCGGUAUCCAGAGACUCGUGUUUAAGUUGAAGGAAUUGGUCAGACGGAUAGAUGAACCGGUUUCUAGACACAUGGAGGAGCAAGGGCUGGAAUUUCUUCAAUUUGCUUUCCGCUGGUUCAACUGUCUUUUAAUACGCGAGAUCCCUUUCCAUCUUGUUACCCGCCUGUGGGACACAUAUCUUGCAGAAGGAGACGCGUUACCAGAUUUCCUUGUAUAUAUAUUCGCCAGCUUUCUUUUAACGUGGUCAGAUGAGCUCCAGAAGCUUGAUUUUCAAGAGCUGGUGAUGUUUCUUCAACAUCUUCCAACCCAAAACUGGACUGACCAAGAACUUGAGAUGGUUCUUUCAAGAGCUUACAUGUGGCACAGUAUGUUCAACAGCUCUCCUAGUCAUUUGGCUAGCUGAACUGAAGAGGGAAUUGUGUUAUGAGUUAUGACUCCCAUAUCAAUUAUCGACUUCUUUUCUCAUGUCUACUUCAGCUAUUAUAUCUAAUUCAAAUUGUUGUGGACGUUGUAUAUUUGCUUUCUCAUGGUUGAGGGACCAACCAUUUUCUGAUGUGGAUCAUGUACUGUAAUAUUUGUUAACUUU